AAACAUCAAAGAAACUGAGCAGGGGUUGGACUUAGAUCAACCUUUGAAGUCUGAAACAAGUCGUGACGCGUCUGUAUAUACACACGACACACCCCGCAGCGCCCACCUUUUUUUGCUUCUCUCUUAUCUUCAUUUCAAACUUUUACAUCUUUUUCUCUCUCUCUCUCUAUAUAUAUAGCCUUCACUGGGGAGGGGAGCCCUCCAAUAAAAUCCUUUUCUUCAUUUAUUUGCGCUUGUCGUUUCUUCUAUCUCAUAUAAAUACACUAAUUAAGUGGAAUCCAUAUUAAUCAUACAUGAUGUUAUGUAUGGCUGCUCGCACUGGGAGGAAUUUGCAGAGGUACAACAAUCAACAUCAUCGACUCGUCGUUGGAUGCAUUCCGUAUCGAUACAAGUGUGAGAAGAUGAAUGGUAGUUCAGAAGAUGAGUUGGAAGUUCUUGUAAUCAGUUCUAAGAAGACUGAAGCAAUGAUGUUUCCAAAGGGAGGUUGGGAGAGUGACGAGUCCGUUGAAGAAGCUGCUUGUCGCGAGUCACUGGAAGAAGCCGGAGUUGUCGGAAAAGUGGAGUGUGAAUUGGGAAGGUGGGUAUUCAAGAGCAAGAGCCGUGAACUGUACCACCAAGGUUUCAUGUUUCCGUUGCUUGUCACACAACAGCUCGAUCUCUGGCCUGAACAUACUGCACGCACCAGGGAAUGGAUGAGUGUCAGUGAAGCAAGAAAGGCUUGCCAGCAAUGGUGGAUGAGAGAAGCAUUAGACAUAUUGGUGAAUAGACUCAAAUCACCAAGCCUUGAACAGAAAAACCAAGAUUAGAGAGACCGUUUAAUUUAGAAAUAAAGUAAAUUAUAUUCAACAUUUUAAUGGUUUUUUUUUUAAUUUUUUUUUUUAAUGUUUCUUAAUCCUUUGUACAUAAUUUAGCCUGCAAUCCCAGUAGUCCAUGCUGCAUAUCCCCAAAAUUAGGGAUAAGCAAGGGGCUCAAAUUCAUGUACUUUCUUUCAUAGAUUUGUAAUUAGUUGACAUUUGCUA
This is a messenger RNA of Salvia miltiorrhiza (redroot sage), 1019 nucleotides long. RefSeq names its product nudix hydrolase 17, mitochondrial. Gene Ontology annotation, molecular function: pyrophosphatase activity. Bases 294 to 806 code for a protein of 170 amino acids. The record is from RefSeq and is a predicted model, not a curated record. Lineage: Eukaryota; Viridiplantae; Streptophyta; Magnoliopsida; Lamiales; Lamiaceae. Gene Ontology annotation, cellular component: cytoplasm; nucleus. The transcript has 5 exons.